CCUCCCUGACCUCUGAUGCUUGUGCCGUUGCAGGCUGAUAAUCCGGCACUUCGACCUGCAUAAUGCCAAACGUAUAACCUUCCUAAUAUAGUAAGCAACCGUAGCGAGGUUACCUGCAUCUGGGGAUCUACGCGGGAUCCUUAAAAGCUUGGCCUCAUCCCGCUGUCUCCAUACACUUUCACAAACAAGCACGCUAUCAAGAUUUGUAUCUUUCAUCUUCCACGAAUUCGUACCUUAUUCUUGCUAUGGCGUCCCAGCAGUUUUUCCUUAAAACCGCUCCUUUUCCAGGCGAAGAACCUUCCAAAUAUACGAACCUCUAUCUCCGCCAUUUCGGUUCCGGAAUGGACUCGAUCGUCCUCACUCCCGGACAACCCAAGUAUAUCAAAGGCCAUAUGGAAGGAAAACGCAUCGCGUUCACCAGUGCUUCUCACGAAGGUCGGAAAUGGGGUCUGGAGCUUCGCAAGGACGGAGAGCAGCAUGCUGGGUGGGAGAAGGUGGAGAUCGUCGAGCGUGAAGGGAGCGAUGGUCUGCUGUUCACUACAGGAGAGGAAGGGGAGGUGUUGGAAUAUGAAGAAGAAGAACUUGCUGGGGAGAAAGUUUGGAAGGGGUGGAUGGUCUGCGAUUGGGCGCACGGGUAUCCUCAGUUGUUUUGGGUCACGCAUAAACUGAGCGGCGAGUUGCCCCCUUUCUGCCACCGAGUACAGAUUGUUCGAGAGAUGCUUUGAAUUCAAAGAUAUCUUUGUUUGAGAGUUAUGUUACUACAUUUGAUGAUUCCAUAUUCUUUCUAUUC
This is a messenger RNA of Mollisia scopiformis, 790 nucleotides long. RefSeq lists its product as uncharacterized. Bases 246 to 725 code for a protein of 159 amino acids. The transcript has a single exon. The record is from RefSeq and is a predicted model, not a curated record. Lineage: Eukaryota; Fungi; Ascomycota; Leotiomycetes; Helotiales; Mollisiaceae.